Molecule: messenger RNA, 2311 nt
Organism: Solanum tuberosum (potato)
Lineage: Eukaryota; Viridiplantae; Streptophyta; Magnoliopsida; Solanales; Solanaceae
Exons: 2
Coding region: 180-695 (171 amino acids)
Molecular function (GO): protein dimerization activity
Source: RefSeq, a predicted model, not a curated record
AUUUGGUUGUGGUCCGGCUAAAAGAGCUAGAGACACAAGGUCACCGGGUAAGUGAGUUGAUUUAGCUCUUACUUAAAUUAUUUGACUUAUUUAUACUCAUUAACCUUUAAAUUUAUUUUAUUAUAGUUGAAUGGUGGUCACUAAUUGAUAGUGAAACACCAAACUUGCAAAAGUUUGCCAUGAAAGUAUUAAGCCUAACUUGUAGCUCAUCCGGAUGUGAGCGAAAUUGGAGUGUGUUUGAACACAUUCAUUCCAAGAAGAGGAAUAGGCUUGCACUAUCGCGUCUCAAUGAUCUAGUGUACAUUAAGUACAAUAGAACAUUGAAACGUCGUUAUGAUGCUCGUGAUCUCAUUGAUCCAAUUCGCUUGGAUAACAUUGAUGAUUCAAAUGAAUGGUUAGUUGGAUGCCCCGAAGAUCAAGAAGAUGAACUAGUAUAUGAGGAUGAUGAUCUUACUUGGGGUAGUGUUGCUACGGCAAUUGGAGCUGAUGAGAGUAUCUAUCAUCUUAGGGGACUUUCUUCAAGAUCAAGAGCACUUGACAAGGGCAAAGGAGUAGAAACUUCAUCUACAAGUUCAACUUCAAGUAGGACUCGGACACUAAUUGAUGAAGACUACGAGGAGGAAGAAGAUGAGGAGCAAUAUAAUGAUGUAGAGGAUGUUGAUCUUCAAGAAUUGGAUAGUUUUGAAGAAGAAUAGACUUUUAGAGUUCUAGUAUUAUCUUUUGAAUUAUUGGGUCUUUAAAGUUCUAGACUUUUAGUAUCUACUUUUUGUUUUUGAAUUGAAAUAUUUGCUAAUAUAUGUUAUUGCUAUUGAGAUUUUGGAUAUUUAUAUAUGCAAUUAAAUAUUUUUAAUUUUUGGUAUUAAUUGGCGCCUUGAUUCAAAAAGGCGAUCGCCUCGCCGCUCGCCUCGCCGCGUGGCGAGGCAGGCCCUUGUCGCCUUUUGUCGCCUCUCGCCGUCCAAAACACUGCGUUUAGGUGCAGGGUGGAUGUGGAGGCUUGCCUCCGAAGUCUUGUGUGUUAAGAAGGUGCCACUGAAACUUAAAGGCAAGUUAUACAUAGUGGUGUUUAGACCAACUAUGUUGUAUUGGCAGAAUGAUAGCUAGCCAAGAACUCCCACAAUCAUAAGAUAAAAGUUGCGGUAAUGAGGAUGUUGAGAUAGAUGUGUGGGCAUACUCGGAGAGAUAGUAUUAGAAGUGAAGAUAUUUGGGACAAGGUGGAAAUAGCCCCGGUGGAGGAUAAGAUGCGAGAAGCAAAACUGAGAUGGUUUGUACAUGUGAAGAGAAAAGGAACAUAUUCCCCAGCGAAGAGGUGUGAGAGGUUGACUAUGGAUGGAUUCAAGGGAGGAACAAAUAGUCCGAAGAAGUAUAAGGGAGAGGUGAUUAGAUAGAGCAUGAAGAGGUUACAAUUACCGAGAAAACAGCCUUAGAUAGGAGGUUAUGAAGGUCAAGAAUUAGGGUAGAAAGUUAAUAAAUAGUUGGGUGUCAUCUUGUUUUUCCUUACAUACUAGUUAAUUAUAGUAUUACUCUUGUAGUUUCUUGUCUUUCUAUUUCUGCUACUACAUGUUUCUUGUACUUCAAUUAUCAUAGUAUUUUGUUGUAGUUACUACACCUUUUCAGAGUGUUUUGUCAUGCUCUCUACAGUAUUUUUCCAUGGCUUGUCCACUUUGUCAUUUUUUUUCAAUCUACUUUAAAUUGCUUUUCCAUGAGUCAAGGGUCUUAUCAAAAACCACCUUUGUACUUCCGAAGAUAGGGGUAACGCCUACGUGCAAUCUACCCUUUCCACUGAAUAUUAUGUUGUUGUUGGUAAUCUAAUACUCCCUCCGCUCUAUAUUUAUGGUAUUUUAAGCCUGGACACACCCCUUUAAGAAAUCACUUACUCAUAGAGAUAAGAAGUGAUUGCACCUUGAUUAAAUAAUUUUACUUUAAUACGAUUUCUUGGUUAGGUAAAAAUUCACUUAUUUAAGUGUAAAUUUGGAAAAGAACUAUUAAUAACUUCUUGAUUAUGUUAAAAACUAUCUAUUUUGGACUAAAUGUAAAAGCUAAAAAUACUAUAAUAUGGAUAGGAGGAAGUAAGGGGCAAGAAAAGAUACACAAAAAAUUACUACAAUAUCGAUAUACACCAAUUACAAAGGACCACGCAGGAAUGAACUUUAAAAAAAAAGAAUUGAGUGCAAAAAUUGGGAAUAAGCGAGGAAAAGGCAAUGGCACACAACCACGUGUAGCAGUUUGAUAUCAUUCAUUUGGAAUACGUAAUUACAACAUAAAGAUGCAAAGCAUUAAACAUAUCGAGACUUAGCUAAAAGAACAACAAAAG